Messenger RNA from Sycon ciliatum, 1981 nucleotides. Its product is annotated as acidic fibroblast growth factor intracellular-binding protein-like. NCBI's taxonomy places the organism in Eukaryota, Metazoa, Porifera, Calcarea, Leucosolenida, Sycettidae. Gene Ontology annotation, cellular component: nucleus. The transcript has 11 exons. The record is from RefSeq and is a predicted model, not a curated record. The coding region runs from base 217 to 1374 and encodes 385 amino acids.
UUCCAUGACUGUAUUAUUUCUUUGACCAGCUCUUUGUGAGAAGCAUGGAGAUCUAUUGUCUAUUGACGUUUUGCUUGACAGGCCUUCGAAGAUAACUCUCCAGCACUGUCUUAUGGCAUUUUGGAGCAGAUGUGCUGCUGCCCAGCUAGUUUUCAAAGAACUCCCUUCUUGAAGGUCUAUUUCAUUGCUUCCGUAUAGAGGUAUCAUUUCUCUGGCAUGGCUGAGAUACAAGUGGAUAUAUGUGUGGGUGACCCCAUUCACAUCGAUUUAUCUGCCUUCAAGUCAUGGCUGGCCGGAUUUACAGUAAAGGAAGUUGCGCGGUCGCAGGAAAGCAAGCCGGACAGAACUCUCCAACGUCUUGUACAGUGCUCGCAUCAUUUCCAACUGUCGGCAAUGGAUGUACUGAUGGGAGAGAUCACUGACCAAUUCCAUGCAUACAACAUGCUGGAGACGUGGCUCGUGACCGUGCCGCCCUCGCUGGCUGUCCAGUCGAUCAUUCCCAUUCCGCCCAACCUCCAGCAGAAGCUGAUCACGCUAUACUUUUCUUUCGACGAGCACUACUCUGUGCCGAGAGAGCUUAUAGGCCGGAAGUUGACCGGGCGUUUACGUAGUAACUUGGAUGACGUGGCAGAAAAGACAGGUGUAAACUUAAAGAGUUGCCGGCGCCAGUUCGAUAACAUUCGCCGUGUGUUUCGGACAGUGGAGGACGAGCCAGGCAACUUAGUGGACAACAUCCGCCGUGCCUUUCAACUGCCUUUCGACCUGGCCAAUUUAUAUGCGUCUAUCGUCUUUAUGGCAAACUCUAAGUUUGAGAUGGGCAAGAAGCGGUUGACCUAUCUGUCAUUUCUGGACUUCCAUGCGUGCGUGGAGGAGAUGAUUGCGCAUUGGACCGUGGGUGCAGAAGGUACUGGUGCGACAAAGGAGGUUGAUGCUGGGAUCAAUGUGGAUACUGACGUCGACCGGAUGUUUCUUCAGGAACUGAAAGAUGUCCGUGGCAUUGUGGAAGCCGACAGCGACACACAUAGAGCGCUGGCCUUGGCAUAUCUACAUCCUCGGCUACCAGACCACCAGAUUUCUGUAUUGGAGACUCACUACAAGCAACUGAGCAAAAGUGUACUGAAGAUUGCCGAAGGCCUCGUGCACAAAGCAGAGUUCAAGGACUUCUUUUCAGAUCUGGAAGAAAAGUUCAUGGAACCUUGUCGCCAGUUGGAGUACAGCGUGGAAGAAAUUGGACAUUUCCUGAAUGCCAUGCUGGAGUCGAGUCGACAACUCGAUGGCCUGAUGAGGAGGAAGCACAUGCAGCUCGCUUACCAGAAGUACCUGAAGAUAGUACUAACGUGCGCGCAGCAGUUUGCAAAGGCAAGGCGACGCUAGCUCUCACCCGCCACCACCCACCCCACCACCACCACCACUGAUCCUAGCUCUCGCCACCGGUAUUCUGCUUGAACUGUCCCAUUGGUAUGUCUGGAAGGAAAUGCUCCCACUAAGUACUGUGAACUGCUGAUGAGAAGUUGCUCGACCUGUGCACUGUCCUGCUUUUGCAACUUCAACUUUCGCUUGAUGAAAAAAUUACACGCUGCUGUACGUCAACUCAAAGACACGCAAUAUUAUAAUGUCAUGAAACACACCUUAUUUACACAAUACUGAUUGCAUAAAAGUAGGACUUGACUUGACCAAAUAUUUUUACUAUCAUCCACUAGACCUAUUGUUUUCCACAACCACUGCUCUGCUUCUCAGACCGACUAAGUCAGCUGAAUGUUCUGUUCGAAUACUCCUCAUCCUUACAACACAGUUGGUAGAAAGGACCCAACUAUGAUUUUGUCCGCCUUGUUUUUAUUAUUGUUAAAACUAGCUGUGCUUCAGUGGUAUUAUGCUGUGCUGUACGUUCGCUGUUGACAAAUCUCUUUAUAACGUAGUUGCUGUUGUCGUUUAUCUAAUCAUGGGUGUGGAUGGUUGAUUCUUAGCCACCAUUCACCUGUAA